Molecule: messenger RNA, 2426 nt
Organism: Lathyrus oleraceus (garden pea)
Lineage: Eukaryota; Viridiplantae; Streptophyta; Magnoliopsida; Fabales; Fabaceae
Exons: 17
Coding region: 210-2033 (607 amino acids)
Molecular function (GO): GTP binding; GTPase activity
Source: RefSeq, a predicted model, not a curated record
GAACAAAUGAGUUACCGUGAUGUUUUUCUAACAUUAGCCAGACAAAGUUGCCUCGGCGCUCGGACAAGGAUCGAAAUCAAAGACUUGCCGUUUCAGAUCCAACCCGAUUUCAUCUUCCUUUCUUUCAACUUCCAUCUUUUCAGUAAAUUCAAUUCAAUUCAACCAUCACAUGAUUGAUUCUCCAUUGACAUUGCUUCAUCAACAACAACAUGGACAACAAUAACAACAAUAACACUCUUGUCUCCUUUCUGUUUCUUCUUCUCUUUAUCUUUUCAACUGCUUCUUCAUCGACUAUUGUCAAUUUUCAUCAACCUUUUCCCAUUGUUGAACCUGAUCCUGGUCAUACAAAACUCCGUCUUUCACCGGAAGGCUUGGAGGCUAUCGAGAAGAUAACAAACCCCAUUGCAUCUGUGGCUGUAAUUGGACCUUACCGCUCUGGAAAGUCUUUUUUGCUUAAUCAACUUCUCUCUCUUUCUUGUUAUGAAGGGUUUGGUGUGGGGCACAUGCGUGAUACGAAAACAAAAGGAAUAUGGAUUUGGGGAACCCCUAUAGACUUGGAAAUCGAUGGAGUUAAAACCUCUGUCUUUUACAUAGAUACAGAAGGUUUCGAAAGCAUCGGGAAGUCGAAUGUAUAUGAUGAUAGGAUAUUUGCUCUGGCAACUGUAAUAAGUUCUGUGCUUAUCUAUAAUCUGCCCGAGACGAUACGUGAAGCUGACAUUUCUAGACUCUCGUUUGCGGUUGAGCUUGCUGAAGAAUUUUACGGAAGAGUGAAGGGCCAGGAUGUUGCAUUUGAACCUGCUAAGCUCUUGUGGCUUAUCCAACGCGAUUUUCUGCAAGGGAAAUCAGUGCAACAAAUGGUGGAUGAAGCUCUUCGACAAGUCCCCAAUACUGAUAGAGACAGAAAUAUUGAUAUGAUCAAUCAAAUCCGAGAUUCAUUGGCUAUAAUGGGUGACAACAGUACGGCUUUUAGCUUACCACAACCACAUCUCCAGCGGACAAAGCUUUGUGACUUGAAGGACGAGGACCUUGAUCCAUCCUAUGUGAAGAAAAGAGAUAAACUAAAGGAUCUUGUUUCUAGCAUAAUCCGUCCAAAGAUUGUACAGGGAAAAUCUCUAAACGGGAAAGAGUUUGUUUCCUUCCUGAAGCAGAUACUCGAAGCCUUGAACAAGGGAGAGAUUCCAUCAACAGGUUCCCUUGUGGAGAUUUUCAACAAGGAUAUUCUUGAAAGAUGUCUUAAGUUAUACAGUAGCAGGAUAGCAACCUUGACUCUACCUCUUUCAGAAGGAUCUCUACAGCUGUCCCAUGAUGCAGUUAGAGGUGAAGCUAUGCAAGCAUUCGAUCAACAACAUUUUGGCCGUCACCAUGCUAAGAAAUCAAUCACGCAACUAGAUGAAGAAAUAGACAAGGUAUUUAAGAAUGUCGUUUUACAAAAUGAAUAUAAAUCUUCAAAGCUUUGUGAGGCGCUGUACACCGAAUGUGAGGAUAUAAUGGAUCAGCUUCAAGUUCUCAAGCUUCCUUCGAUGGCAAAAUUUAAUGCAGGUCUCGAAAAAUGCAAUCAUACUUUUGAGCUUGAAUGUGUUGGACCUUCGAAAGCAAACUAUGAGGGACGCAUGGCAAAGAUGUUGGGAAAGUCUAAGUCUCUAUUUAUUAAGGAGUACAACCACAGGCUUUUCAAUUGGUUGGUGGCUUUCUCCUUGGUGACGGUAGUGCUUGGCCGGUUUAUUAUAAAGUUCAUUUUGGUUGAAAUCGCAGGAUGGUUACUUUUUAUAUUUCUGGAAACCUACACAAGGUUGUUUUGGUCAGCCGAGUCACUUUACUACAACCCAGUUUGGCAUUUUAUAGUUGCAUCUUGGGAAACUCUUGUUUACAGCCCUGUCCUCGAUCUUGACAGAUGGGCUAUUCCACUUUGUGCAAUACUAUCUAUUUUCAUUCUAUAUUGGCGGUGUUUUGCAAAAAGGAAGCAUGGAUCGCGAUGGCUAUUACCAUUAUAUAGCAGCAAUAAGAAUGGUGCAAAUAGACCAAGAUCAGACUAAAAUUCACGACGAAUUCGGUUGGAGGCCAUUCUCAUGCUUCUAAUCGGUUGGAGGACAUUGCCAUGCUUCUAAUGUACUUCCUUCGGGCGAGCUUUUUCUUUUUUUGUACAUGGAGCACGCCUGCAUGCAUCUAGUUUUGUUGCAUGCACACAGUGUAAAAAGAUAGAGGGUGAAUGGUUAUUUCUCCCAUAGCUUAUGUAGCUUGUUCUUUGCAGCCACAACAUCAUGUUGAUUUUGCCAAUGAAUUCUUACUUGGCAAGUUAUAUUUAUGUGACAUUUUAGAGUAAAUUGAAAUUUAGAUACAUGUAUGUGGUGUGCCACUAUCGUGUAUUGACAUGUAGACAGGUAAAUAUAUAAAACAUGAAAGGAAAUAUGUUUAUUCUUUUGUUAUCA